UAUCGAAGCUGCUCUGGUAACUGAUAAUGACUCGGUGGUUGAGUCGUCUUCUUAAUUUAUUUUAUUAAGAGGUAAGGCCUCUCUGACGUGGGCUUGUGAUAUUUCAACGUGGGAAAUAUUGUUUACUAGCUCAUUUGAAACUAGCGGUGAGGACGCACGUGAGAGUGUUCCCUCCCUGGACACGAGUGGGUGACAGCUGAGAGACAAACGGGAGGUCUGAACAUGGUAGACGGGAUCAUAGACUUUAGGAACCGGGCUCAACCAUCUGCAACAGGCAGUGGAGAGGCAGAAGAGCCCUAGGGUGGUCUCUGCAUUAGGACCCAUACUACAAGGGGGGAAAGGGAAGGUACACGACGUGUUUUGGAGUUAGUGGUAAAAUAAAGAAAGUGAGGAUUCCUGUCGAGGAGGAUAAAGAGUUGCAUGAUUAGAGGGCAGAAGCUGUGCAGCUAAGUGCCUCCCUGGCUUCUAUAAGCUCACCUGUCAACUAUUGACACCCAGCACACCACUUCCAGUCUGCAGUCGAACACUCCUGACAGGAUUUGAGAAGAUUUGUCUUAAUUCAGCCUGUGUGAGAGCUCAGACGUUGCCCUGAAUCCUGGGUGACAUUUUGGUGCCAGUGAUGAGUGCCGUCGGUGAAGAUUCAUCAAGAACUUGUUCGUCAAGUUGGAGCUGACGUUGCCAAGUUCUUUCAGCUGAAGAAGAGUCUGCGCAGGGAGUCCUUGGCAUCUACCUGUGCUUCUGACGGCAACUAGAACAUCUGGAGGCGCUUUGCAACACGCCGCCAUGCCCACCAACCAGUCAUCGCCGUGGGGCGGAGGGAAUCUCAGGCCAUGCUCCAACACACAUAAUGCCCCCACUGCUGCCUUGGUUUCAGGUGCAACCUUUAAAUCGUCUUUCAGGCACACUCCACCGGAGCUCCCCAAAGCUACCAGCCUGGACAAACAUCUGCCAUCUACCGGUGCUUCAUCCAUGAUGUCAUCUGUGUGCCCUGUGUGGAAGACAGGCAGUGGAAAUGGUUCUAACACCAGGACUCACCACCUUGCAUCAGAUAAGUCAGCGAAGCAGCCAGAACACCAGAACCGGACUCAGAGACCAAAUCAGAACCUGGCAGCGUCAGAACUGAAUCGACCUAAUGCCAGGAUCAUGGUACAGGAGGUCCAGCUGAGAGGAGUCACUGAGGGCUGUUUACCAGCCCAGCCCCUUCAGUCUGGAGACGGAGCCGCAUUGGUACCUAGUCAGGAUUCCACUGACCAUGUGCCACUGGAGUCUUCACCAGGUUGUCAUGAAGACCUGUUCAUCAGAGGACAUGCCGCUGUGCCACAAAGCGCCAAGCUGAUGCCUAAGACUACAGACUGUUCCUCUUCACCACCAGUGCCUCACCUGUGCUUGAAGCUGUCCAAACAUCAGGGAACAAAGUUACGGAAGAAUACCUCUGGACACAAGGGCACAAAGCAAGAAACGAGAAGCACAAAGUGGCAGCUGAACUCUCCACGAAGGAGCCAUUCAGCGAAGAUGCCAACAAAACACACUAAGACCCAAAAUGGCCGUGCAACGCGGUCGCCUUCAAGGAAUCAGCGGCUAGUUAAAGGUGGUCCUGCGGGUGUUCUGGUUACAGCUGCAAACCGCAAAUCCCACAGUGCACCGUUGCCCCAGCUACCUACAUGCAGAGAACUGGAUUCAUCUCCCUGCAGCGAUGUGCCAGCUGUGCAGUGUGGCGGUCAACGUCUGCAGCCCACAGGGCUCCAUGCUGGUGAAGGUGUAGCUCCGUGUCUUGCUGGAGCUUUGGUGGGCUCAGUGACCAAUCAGAUAUCAGCCAUUCACCUCACCAAGGAAGGACAGCCUUCCUCCACUUCAACUCAGUCUCUGUACUCAUCCUCAUCAGUGACAGAGGAGCAGCUGAUGAGCUUGGAGUGUGUGAUGCAGGUGGAUGGAAUGGAGGAGGAGCUUCCAGAUGAGCUGGAAAAUGCCUUCAGUGAUGAUGAUGAUUCAGAAUGUUAUUCCAUCAUUCGUUCUUCUUCUUCUGAUACAUCAAUUCCUUGCAUCUCUAGUAUUGAAGAGCCGAUGGUGUUGGGGGCAGAGGAUGAUCGAGAGGAGCGACCAGCGCUUGUACCCAGCCUUUUUCCCCUCAUGCGCCCCACACUCUACUUCAGCACAGCCAAUGAGAAAGUGGAGCUGCUGCCUGCCGAACAGAGACGCCUACUCAAAUGGAAGAUGAGCUCCGUUACCCCCAACAUCGUCAAGCACACCAUCGCUAGGUCACACUUCAAAGCCACCAAGAAGAGCAACAACUGGCUGGGCUGCUGGGGACACCACAUGAAAUCUCCUGGCUUUAAGGCCAUCGGCGAGCACCAGAAGUUGAACCACUUUCCAGGAACCUUUCAGAUUGGCAGGAAGGACCGACUUUGGAGGAAUCUGUCCAAGAUGCAGCAUCGCUUUGGCAAGCAGGAGUUUAACUUUUUCCCAAAGACGUUCAUUCUUCCUCAGGAUAUCAAACUGCUGCGGAAGGCAUGGGAAGAUAGUGGCUCCAAGAAGAAGUGGAUCAUCAAACCUCCUGCAUCAGCCAGAGGAAUGGGGAUCCAGGUCAUCCACAAAUGGAGUCAGCUGCCCCGCAGGAGACCACUGCUGGUGCAGAAGUACCUUCACAAACCCUACCUCAUUGGCGGGAACAAGUUUGACUUGCGGAUCUACGUCUACGUGACAUCCUACGAGCCGCUCCGAAUUUACCUGUUCUCUGACGGACUGGUCCGCUUCGCCAGCUGCAAGUAUUCAUCUUCCAUGAAGACCCUAAACAACAAGUUCAUGCACCUGACCAACUACAGCGUGAACAAGAAGAACUCUGAGUACCAGACAAACAGUGAUGACAAGGCCUGCCAGGGACACAAAUGGGCUUUGAAGGCUCUGUGGCACUUCCUUGGCUCUAAAGGCAUCAACACCGACCUGAUAUGGGAGAAGAUUAAAGACAUUGUGAUCAAAACUAUUAUAGCUUCUGAGCCAUAUGUGAACACCCUGCUGAAGAUGCACGUGAAAACGCCUCACAGCUGCCACGAGCUGUUUGGCUUCGACAUCAUGCUGGACGAGAACCUCAAACCCUGGAUCCUGGAGGUCAACAUAUCACCCAGCCUCCACUCCAACUCUGCCCUGGAUGUUUCCAUUAAAGGCCAGAUGAUCAGAGACCUCCUAAACUUGGCCGGCUUCAAGAUUCCCCCGAAAGAAGAAGUGGUGUCCUCCUGCAGCAGUGCCUCCAGCUCCACCAGCAGUUUGCAUGGAGGGAACAAAGGAAAGAGCAAAUCUGAUCUGUCUGCUGAUGAGAAAGUAAAACGAGCCUUUUUCCUUGCACAGCGCUAUGCUGACCAGGACUUCCUAUCAUCAGUGUUGGACAUUUUGACUCCUGAGGAUGUCCGCGUGCUGGCCGAGAGCGAAGACGAAUUGAAUCGACGAGGAGAGUUUGAGCGCAUUUUCCCAUCGCAGUCUUCAUCACGCUACCUUCGCUUCUUUGAGUGUCCCAGAUACCUCAACAUUCUGCUGGAUCAGUGGGAGCAGAAGCACUGCAAUGACCGGACCAAAUGCAUCAGUUUUCUGAGGCUUCUCUGUCAGAAAGGAAUCCAUCUGGGGAGCAGUGACUCCGCUCACAUGUGGUCCAAGAGUCGCUGCAAGUCGAGGACGGAAGCCCAGAAACCAGGUGUGGCGAGUCCAUCCAGAUCCAGGGUGGUGGUCAGCCAUCAUAACGCCUCUGAUGGCGACUGUUCAGACCCAGAGUCGCCGUCUGUCUCCAGCCUGCUCAGCUCCCAGAGUACAGGGUCCAGUGUGUGCAGCAGUGCCUGUUCCAGCCCUCAGCCCACCCCCAUUCAGAACCUGCUGCCUCAGCACUUUUCCUCCUUCUGAUGAUAUCUGGGACCAGAACUGACACAGAAACUGGGUACCACAGAGUCCUCCAAACUCUCUGGAGCUAAAAGAACGAAGGACUCUGUUCAGGUUUACUUUAACUGGACCGUCAGAGGGACAAACAGCAGCUGCUUCUGUGGCCUUUAGAAAAUCGAUCUUGAAAUUUCUGCUAAAUUGAAGCAGAGAAGCUUUUACUUAAUUUUUUUUUUUUGGACAUUUUUCCAGGGGACCCCCAAAGAGUGGCCCCUGCCCCCGUUUGCUCUGGUGAUGAAAGGUCGUCGUGUCAGCUUUUGUGUCCUGUCCUGAAAGCUGGACACACCCAGAGGCCCUGAUGCGUCCCUUCUGUCUGCACCUCUGCGACUCGCCCGGGCCUGUCAGGUUGCCACGGUCUCAGUCUGUUGCAGUGCUGGGUUUUGCUUCUAAGGAGGAACUUUGAUAGCAGAACGGGAUGUAAUGCGAGAUUUAUUUCAGUAGGCAUGUCAAACAUAGGCAUGGAAACGAGCUCAUCAGGCUGCGUUGAGGUUCUGUGCAGCUCUGUCGGCUCAGAACAAGAAUUCACUGUGAUAACUCUGAGCUGCUGCAUGCAUCACACCAGCUGAACCUUUUUUUCCCUCCAGGCUGAUGCGGUGCUGAUCCUCACUGCCUCCCCAGGAGUCAGGCUGCAGGGUCCUGUUCACAACACAGAAUCAAAGUGUCCAAGGCUUUUUGAAGGGCUGCUCUCAGCUGAAGCCUAACCGAAGCUGUUUUCAUCUCGCAUGUUUCCAAGUUGCUUGAGUGGAAGUUUGUUUGAGCUUCAUGUAUUCCUUCUUAACAGGUUUCAGUCGGACUAACGUUCUACCUCUGUUAUGGUGAUGAGAGCAAGUAAAUGCUGUAGUUCAAGUAUUUCAGGGUCAUUACCCGGCUGCUGUGGGAGGCAGCUGGGAUUUUCCAAUGCAAAAGACAAGAAGUGGGCUUCCUGCCACAAAAUCAAGGAUGCACAAAGCUGAAAAGCGCUCUGUGUUUCUGUAUUGUGUUUGCCGAUUUAAUAUAUAGUAUUUUCCAGAAGUUUGUUUUUUAACCCUGUUUGUACACAGCUGCUAAACUAAUGUUCCUCUUUUCACUGGUCUCUUCAGUAGAACAGUGUUUAAUAUGCAUAGUUUGACAUCAGUCAUCUCAGAACAAAAACCAAUUGGCAGUGAUUAGACUGUGAUUUGACGUUGAUGUGUAGCUGCGCAUAACGACCACCAGGGGUCCUGCUGCACAGAGCAUCAUCGGUUUUGGCAGGUUUUUAUGGAGCAGAGUGCUAACAUCACAUGCCUUAGAGUUGUGCCUUGUGUGUCAUUACAGAAAGAUUAGAAAGACGAUGAAACAUGAGUGAAUUGUUGCUUAAUUAAUAGUUACUUGCUUAUUUUGAAACUGCUUGCUGAAAUCUGAUGGGUAAAGUCGGUGCUUCCCCAGGCUGGGACCAGGACCACACGUUUCAUUCGACAAGUGUGGCGUCCUUGACUUCCUCAGAACAAAAUAGAAUAAAAGUUAUAAGGCGGAGCAUAUUUAUGAGAGAAACGGCUAUUUUACUGUAAACAUUUGACUUGGUUAGGAACUCUGCUUGCAGGUACUUUGUAAAGUCUGACUUGUGUAAUAAAUCCCAUUGAAAACAUGUCCAUCCCCAGCUGUCUGCAGAGAAGCUGCUGCUGGUUUACUGAACAUGCCUUAAGCCUCUGUGUGACAGCAGUGUCCCCAUACUGAGGCAUUCUCUGUUGUUUGCAUUCACAGAAGCACCUCUGGAUCUUUUAAUCCACCGGUCUUUGUUCAAGGAUGUUUUAAAUGCUCAGGUUGACAUGGAGCAAAUAAAAGUUAUUAGACAUACAAUU
Poecilia latipinna (sailfin molly) is the source of this 5732-nucleotide messenger RNA. It is a transcript of the gene ttll4, whose product is annotated as tubulin tyrosine ligase-like family, member 4. The transcript is spliced from 20 exons. Lineage: Eukaryota; Metazoa; Chordata; Actinopteri; Cyprinodontiformes; Poeciliidae. The coding region runs from base 784 to 3882 and encodes 1032 amino acids. The record is from RefSeq and is a predicted model, not a curated record. Gene Ontology annotation, biological process: microtubule cytoskeleton organization; protein polyglutamylation. Gene Ontology annotation, molecular function: tubulin-glutamic acid ligase activity; tubulin binding. Gene Ontology annotation, cellular component: ciliary basal body.